Molecule: messenger RNA, 651 nt
Organism: Spodoptera exigua (beet armyworm)
Lineage: Eukaryota; Metazoa; Arthropoda; Insecta; Lepidoptera; Noctuidae
Source: the annotation of a GenBank genome assembly
AUGGCGCGAAUAUCAUUUGGUAUACAAAACAUAUUUUCUCUGGCUGCUCGAGAGCGAUGUAUGACUAAUUUCAAACGUUUAGCGACACCAAGGUACGGCAAACUGCCAAGUGAUGCCGCAGCGAUGUUAGUACCAGUAUGCAAAGUAGGAGAUAAACCGUCGAUACUUUAUACAGUUCGGGCCACGAACCUUAGGACUAUCAAAGGAGAGAUAUCAUUUCCAGGUGGGCCAAUAGUCCAAGAUGAAUCUCCUGUACAAACAGCUCUCAGGGAAACGUAUAAAGAAAUCGGUUUAAGUCCUGAAAAAAUAGAUGUCUGGGGUCAUGGGCCACCGCUUCCAGGUCGCAAUAACAAGAUAUUGAUCACUCCUGUCAUUGGAUCUAUAGAAGGUCUGGCACAAGAUGAUUUGACCAUUAAUUCUCGCGAAGUUGCAGAAGUAUUCACUAUCCCUAUUGAGAUGUUGUGUGAACCCAAGAACCAAUAUUACACACAAUUCAGUAAUGGAUUCAUUCUGCCGGUGUUUGUAAUCGAAGAUUAUAAGAUAUGGGGUAUAACUGCGUUUAUAACUCAUUCAUUCUUGAGCUCCGUACUUACCAGCGAUGUUUAUAAAAAUGAAUGGAUGAAGAAGAAAAUCGAGAUAGAAAAAUCGUAG